Diplodia corticola is the source of this 546-nucleotide messenger RNA. RefSeq names its product peptidase ma family protein. The record is from RefSeq and is a predicted model, not a curated record. The transcript is spliced from 2 exons. NCBI's taxonomy places the organism in Eukaryota, Fungi, Ascomycota, Dothideomycetes, Botryosphaeriales, Botryosphaeriaceae. Bases 1 to 546 code for a protein of 181 amino acids.
AUGCACAACUUCUUCACCACAACCGGCGCCGUCUUCGCCCUCAGCGCCGCCAUUGCCGCCGCCGCCCCGACCACCGUCGCCGCCGACGGCAAGACGUUCAGCAUCUGGGCCGACUACUCUCGCUGCGACCGCGCCGACGCCCUCUCCCUCCAGAUCCUCGACUUCGACGCGCCCUCGAGCGAAGCCGACCCCAAGGCGACGCGCCAGCCCACGGGCGAGGACCUCGUCCAGCUCACCGCGCCCUUCAGCGGCUCCGUCACCCUCCUCGAGGUCGCCAACAUGGGCCCGUACAGGCAGCAGAGCGUGUCCAUCGAGCUGUACGCCGCGCCGUCGGGCGACGCCGCCGUCUACGGCAACGCGACCUUUGAGCCCGGCUCCGAGGUGCGCAGCUGGAGCCUGGUCAAGUGGGGCGCGGCCAAGGAGGGCGAGGCGCUGUGGCCGAGCGAGGGGGAGGAGGCCGCGAGCCAGCCCGUCAUGGGGAAGGCGGGGAGCGUGGUGACGAGCGUGAGCGGCGAUAGUCUGUUCUUGGAGUGGUGCACGAGGUGA